GUGGUGGGGCCUGGUGCGGGGCGCUGGACCCGGGAGGCGCUGGGGCGCGGGGCGUAGCCCGCCGCUAUGGACCCGUUCCUGGUGCUGCUGCACUCGGUGUCGGCCGGCCUGUCGAGCGGCGAGCUGACCGAGCUCAAGUUCCUGUGCCAGGGCCGCGUGGGCAAGAGGAAGCUGGAGCGCGUGCAGAGCGGCCUGGACCUCUUCUCCGUGCUGCUCGAGCAGAACGAGCUGGACCCCGAGCACACGGCGCUGCUGCGCGAGCUCCUCGCCUCCCUGCGGCGCCACGACCUGCUGCGCCGCCUGGACGACUACGAGGCGGGGGCGGCGGGCGGCGCCGCGCCGGAGGAGCAAGACCUGCAGGCAGCCUUUGACCUCAUAUGUGAUAACGUGGGGAAGGACUGGAAGAGACUGGCUCGUCAGCUGAAAGUGUCAGACGCCAAGAUUGAUGCCAUCGAGGAGAGGUAUCCCCGGAACCUGACGGAACAGGUGAGGGAGUCGCUGCGAGUCUGGAAGAACACCAGCCGGGGCGACGCGGCCGUGUCCCACCUGGUGGGGGCGCUCCGGGCCUGCCGGCUGAACCUGGUGGCCGACUACAUCCAGGAGGAGCAGCAGGCCCGGGCCCUCCGGGACCAGGAGAGUGCUGGAAGCUCUGUGUCCCUAAUGUCAUGGGACUCAGACAGGCCCGCCUCGGGAGCCUCCUGACGACCCAGCGGCUCUUCUCCAGGGACCCAGGGCGUCUGCGCCUGUGGACUUGGCUUCCUCCACCGGACUGACUGAGUGCCUUCCACGGGUGGUGUUGUGAAGACCUAACGGUGAGCCAGGCUGAGAGGCCCGGCGCCCGCAGCGCCGCAGGCUGCCUGCCUUGUGAGUCCAAGCAGCGUUUACCCAGCGCUUACUCUGUGCCAGGCGGGGCUGUGGGCACUGUACAGACGCAUCCCUGGACCCCUCAUGAUCGCCCUGCAGGGGAGAUUCUCUUGUCCCCAUUAAACUGUUCCCACAGGAGGAAGUUUAGAACCACGUCCAGCACAUAGAAGGAAUCUGUAUGAGUUACGGUUGUCACCGUGCUUGUUCUACAGGUGCGGAGGUGAGCACAGAGUCAGGAGCUGGAGGAAGGUCCGUAGUGAUGGGAGAGCUGGGGUUGGAACCAGCACCGUCCUCCAGAGCCCACGCUUGUCACCAGCAGGUCGUUCUGCUGCCCCCGCAGUUGGCCCCAGGCUCUGAGGCCUCCAGUGUAGACUGAACCGGGGCAGGCGGGGCGGGGGUGAGAGGCACCCUGACCGGGGCACCCGUGCUCCAGCUCGUGGCCCUUGGCUGGGUGGAGGCUCCUCGGAGGCCGCAGAGUAGGGCAGUCAGGUGUUUGAGGACACGCUGAGGCCCUCAGACGUGACUGGGGCUCAGUCACCACUCUACACGUGUGAGUGCUUAGAAGUGUCCUGAUUCCUGUGAUGCCACUGUUGGUCACUAUUUUGUGUUAAAAUCACUAUCUUUCUGAUAACAGAACUGGCAAGGGAGCUGGAUGCUGUAAUUUUAAAAAGUAAUCUUUCUUCCUGCUUCUAAGGUAAUCCUGUUAAAGCAAGUGCUUUUACAGUGGAAUCCCACAUAUUACAAAGAACUUUCCAUUCCUAUAGAUUAUUUCAUUUCACAUAGUCUCAGAAGUCCCCUCGCAGCCGAUUUCAGGAUCCCUGGCAGCUUUUCAUGGGCUCAGCCUAUGAACAUGGUGACUGGAUCUCAUGACAGCUCCACAGACCACUAAGGAGGGGAGUGGUCACCCUUAGCAAGCUUUGGUUCCCCAGAGGGCAGCUUCCACCCACUCUGGGCCCUGCGUACCUCCAAGAGGCCUCCGAGAGCCAAGUGGCCGUCCCUUGUCCCAGUCUUCCAACUGUGACCUUGGGAAAGCCGCAUGUGAUGUCAUGCCGUGCUGCCUUGCCCUUGGGUUGCUGAGAUCCUAGCAGCACUGUCCCCAGAAAGCUGUGGGCCCGACCUCUGAGCACCCCACACACACCUUCAGCACAUGCUCACUGACACUGGGCACUGUGCCAGGAGCUGGGACCAUAGCAGUAAACAAGACAGAAGUGGCCCUGCCCUGUUGACCCUGCAAGCCUGGCCGGGAGCCCAAGUGUUGGCCAGUUCAUCACAAGUGUGGGGUGCUGCCAGGUAGCUGAGCGGUGUCGGUCCCUCACGGGUGUGUGACCUUGUGUUAGACAGUCUGCUUUCCCUGCCUGCACUGGCGCCUGCCUCUUCAAGCCUCAGGUCAGGGCUGGUUCUGUGCACGACAGACAUCAUCCCCAUCGAUAAAUGAGAGUGGCUGGGCUAAUAGGUAGCUUUGGGAAGUAGGUUUUCUGGAAAACGUGCAUGUUUCUUGAACAGAGGCAGGUUUCAGAGGGUCUACCACUCCCUCCUGGUCUAGGGCAUAAACUACUGAAACGUGGACAUGCUGAACAUCCUGACAUCCGCCCCACGUCCUCCUCACCUGGAAGGAACCCAGACUCUCCGUCACACUGGGGGUUCUGAUAGAGGGUUUGACGACACGGGAUUCCCAAGCACCACGAAGGGCUUGGUCCCCAGCUCUGCCGCUGGCUAACUCCUGUGGCCCUGCAGAGACCGUGCGGUGAGGGAGGAGGAGCCACCUUGCCCCAUCUGCUGUGUGACCUGAUCGUACCCAGCACGAGGCAGAAGAGGAGGUGCUGGGUGAGCAAGUCCUCUCUGGCCGGCGCUCGGAGUGUGUGCUGCGGGAAAGCUGUAGAGCAGGGUGACAUGGGGUGAACUUGCACCAGACACUGCCCCUUGGAGAUGGGGGCUCAGAGCCAGAGAGAAGCCUCCGUGGAUUCAUCCAGGCCCCGGCCACCAUCGCUGGCCCUGUGCCAGCACUGGGGCUCGGCUGAGCAGGCCGAGCAGCCUGCCCUCAGGAAGCACAGAAUUGGCCCGACAUUGUAAAACAGAAGGAAAAAGCAUAAUAAAAGUAUGCACGCAGUGUAAGGAGAAAGCUUUACAUGGGCGCUCAAAGUGGGAAAAGACAGCAAGUGCCUGAGAGCGAUGAUUUUCUGGAUGAUAGCAUUAUUUAUACUUUCUGUAUUGCCUACGUUUUCUGUCGUGUCUGUUCUCAUUGCCCACCAGAUACAGUAAUAGGUGUAUCGUGGGCUGUUCAGUGGGGAGCGUGUCCAAGGAGCAGUGGAGCUUGUGGGCUUUCCAGUCUGACCUGGGUUCUAAUCCUGGCUCCGCCCCUUGGUGGCUCCAUGACCCUAAAAGGGGGCCAUCAGAUAAAAAGUGCUUCCCCAAAUCUGUGCGACCUGCCUCUCAGGGGCCUUAAAAAUGGGCAGUGACAUGUCACCCAGAGCCUGGGGGUCUGUCGAAAGGCUGUUCUGUUCUUCGGGGUCUCCCUGCACUGGAGCCUGGCGUUUGGCCUCUAGGCCUGAGAUGUCGCUUUCUCCCUCACCUCUGAACCCUGCUUCAAGGCAGAAGAUGUUCUGGAUCUUUUUAUAACCUCUCCUGGGACAGAUCGGAUUGACAUCUAAGCAAGUGUGACCUUUGGGAUGGAGUCCAUUACACCCAACCUAGGCAGGGAGCUGCUACAAUUUUUGGACAAGGAGUUCUCAUGGCAACUUUACAAAAAAAACCAUCCACGUUCCUCUAUAUUUUUUUUGCAGUCAUGUGAAAUUUAUAUUUCUGAUGAAGGUGCACACAAUUCCCGUGGUUUGCUUGAAAGCUGAAGUUGAGAGCCACAUUUUGCUCUUAAUCCUUUUUCCCUUGAGAAAGAGAGGGAAGGAAAGGUCCAAAUGUAUGUGCUUUGUGGGGGAUUUCAGGCCAAUGAAGGGGAGUUUGAUCAAGCGUUUCCUGCAGCAGAGGGUCGGCUCCCUCAGCCUCUGGCCCCUGCACAGUGCCCAGCUUCAGCCCCCUCUGGGCUCUUCCCGUGGGGGCAGGGGCCCUCGUCCAUCCUCUUCCCUCCUCGCUUGCUCCCUCCUCAUCCGCCGCAUCUUCCUCCCCGGCGCCCCAGGCCACUCCCCUGAACUGCACUUGCACAAGUCACAGGUUGCCCAAUCUGUUGGACGCUUUGUUCUGUCUUGCUCAACCCCGAGGGAGUCGGACGCUUCUCUUCACCAUUCUCCCGUGAAAUUUUCUUCUGGUUUUCCUCCUUCCUCUCUGGCCACUCCACUUCAGCCUCCUUCACACCCACUCCUAGCACCCGUCCACCACGCUCACUCUGAACCCCCAAGGGAGCACAGGCCCUUGGUUUCACCCAUCCCAGGUCCCUGGUGCCCCCACGUCUUUCUCUGAGGCCCCCCAGACCCAUGUGGUGAGCCACCUAGGGGCAGCUUUUUUGCCAUGCAAGGGAGCAUAUUCAUGGGUUUUGGGGAUUAGGACAUGGGCACCUGGGGAGGUGGGCGUUAUUCUGCCCACCACACACCUCAACUAAGCAUCUCCCAGCACUCUGUGCCCAGUUCCAGGCCCACACCACAGUCCGCCCAGACCCGGGCCCAUCCUUGGGCUCCCCUGUGUAUGACAGCACCAGAUCUGGAUGACCUCACAAGGCUCCUUUCUACCCCUCUCCUCCUGCCCGCCUGCCCCAGCAGAGCCCCACCGCUCCUCUGGGGACAGCCCCGCCUCUGCUCCUCCCUGCCCCUUCCACCCCCACCCGCAGCCAGAAACACAAAUCGAGUCACACUACAGACCCCCACUGUAUUCCCAGAAACCACAAGCGCUCUCCGCGUAUUGUUGGGUUUUGUCUUUUUAUUUCCAUGGUAGCUGUUCUGAGUCAUCUUGCUGACUGCUUUCUAACCACAGGAUUCCUGUGUGCAUUGUGUUUGGAACUAGAUAGGCAGGCAUGACUUGGGGUUGCGUGUGCUCGUGGGAAGAUGGCCAGUCACCCUUCAUCUGCUGAUACAGAGGAAAACCUCUCUUACAGGGGACAUUUGCAAGCAAAAUCCAUUUUCAUCAAAGGAGCCCUCAGUUUCUUAAGUCAUUAACUAAGUUGAGACACUGUGGCAAGAGUCACACGUGUAUACCAACCACAUCAGUUGUCACCAAGAAACAGGCCGAUUUAGGGCAUGAAUGGGGUCGUCAUCGAGGAAAAGCCACAUGACGUAGAGGAAGCCAUCCUGGUGGGGCUUGACUAGAGAAGCAUAGUGGGCCAGUGAGUACCCCAGACUCCCGGCAGUGCUGUGCAGGCUUCCCCACUUCCCAAACCCGCCUGAUGAGGGUCUGUAGACACGAGGCGGCUACUUUUUUUCAGCAAAACAUGUUGUUUCAUGAGACAGAGCUAUCGGAGGAGGUGACAUAGUUCUGGAGAUGCAUGGUGGUGAUGGUUGCACAGCAUUGUGAAUGCACUCAGUGGCACUUAAAAAUGGCUAAAAGGGCCAGCCCAGUGGCGUAGUGGUUAAGUUCACGCGCUCUGCUUCGGCAGCCUGGGGUUCACAGGUUCAGAUCCCAGGCACGAACCUGCACCACUCGUCCACCGUGCUGUGACGGUGACCCACAUACAGAAUGGAGGAUGACUGGCAGCGGAUGUUAGCUCAGGGCAGAUCUUCCCCCACCCCCCCAAAAAAAAAUGGCUGAAAGGGUAAGUUUUAUGUUAUGUAUAUUUUACCACAAUUAAAGAAUCAUACCUCAUGUUAAAUUAACCAUGCAUUUAAUUAUGUUGUGAAUUUAAAUUCUAUCUGUUUUGCAGGCUUUUCUCUCCCUAGUUUGUCAUUUUACUGGCAUUUUAUAGUUUACGAGAGCCAGAGGCAUAAGCUUAUGUCUGGCCUUAGAUUUGUAUUUAUUGAAGUAACAUUAUUAUAAAUAAAACCUUGCUCCUCA
Molecule: messenger RNA, 5793 nt
Organism: Diceros bicornis minor
Lineage: Eukaryota; Metazoa; Chordata; Mammalia; Perissodactyla; Rhinocerotidae
Gene: FADD
Product: Fas associated via death domain
Exons: 2
Coding region: 67-702 (211 amino acids)
Biological process (GO): signal transduction; regulation of apoptotic process
Molecular function (GO): protein binding
Source: RefSeq, a predicted model, not a curated record